Molecule: messenger RNA, 3111 nt
Organism: Rodentolepis nana
Lineage: Eukaryota; Metazoa; Platyhelminthes; Cestoda; Cyclophyllidea; Hymenolepididae
Source: the annotation of a GenBank genome assembly
AUGGGAACAAAUGGUGAAUCGGGUGUUGAUGAAAACUUGUAUAGCCGUCAAAUCUAUGUCGUCGGCACAGAUGGUAUGAAGAAAAUGGCUCAUACCAAAAUUCUUAUUACGGGCAUGAGUGGAUUGGGCCUGGAGAUUGCCAAGAAUCUUGUGCUUGGUGGUGUUGGGUCUAUCGAUUUACAUGAUCCUGAGGACAUCACAUCUUCGGAAUUAUCAUCAAACUACUAUGCAUCGCCUCAGGAUGUUGGCAAAAACCGCUGUGAAGUGGUUCGUGCUAAACUGGCCGAGCUCAACAAUUACGUCACACUCAACGUCGUAGAAGACAAAGAACUUACCACUAAUAUUUUGCGCAACUACCAUGUUGUGGUUUUUGCAAGAGGCAAUAUGCAUCAGUGGAAGAAUUUAAGCAGAAUCUGUCACGAACUGAAGAUCAAGAUUGUCUGCACUAGAACCUGUGGUCUUUUUGGCCAAGUGUUCUGCGAUUUUGGAAAGGAUUUCAUCGUUACUGAUACUACUGGUGAACAACCAGUCUCAGUUUUUAUUCAAUCUAUCGAAAAGAGCACUGAGGGUAUUGUACUGAGCGUUGAAGAUUCCAACCAUGGACUGCAUGAUGGAGAUUAUGUUACUUUUUCUGAGGUCAAAGGAAUGACAGAGCUGAACAACUGUGAGCCUCGAAUGAUCAAAGUAAUUGGCCCUUCUGCAUUCUCCAUCGGAGAUACUUCGAAUCUCACUCCUUAUACAGGUGGAGGUUUGUGCACUCAGGUGAAAAUGCCAGAAAAGAUUGAUUUCCUUGAAAUGUCAGAAGCUUGCAGCAAUCCCUCUUUCCUCACUAGUGAUUUUGCUAAAUUGGAAACUCCGUCCCAACUGCAUCUCUUCUUUGAAGCCCUCUCCGUAUUUGAGAUGAAUCAAAAUCGCCUUCCUUUGCCAUGGAACGAAGAGGAUGCAGAAACUUUUCUUGAAUUCUGCAAGUCUGUUAACAGUGAUUGGGCUGAAACUCAAGCUCAUGUUGAAGAGAUUAAUGAAGAGUUAGCCAAGAUUUUUUCCUUCAUUUGUGCUGGCAACUGCUGUGCUAUUCAGUCCAUUUUCGGUGGCAUUGUUGCCCAAGAAGUGAUGAAAGCUUCCACAGGCCAUUUCAGACCAAUUAUCCAGUGGUUCUACUUUGAUGCUAUUGAAUGCUUGCCGGAACCUUGGUGUAAAUGCAAGUCUGGGACCGUUUUAUCUAAGGAUAACCUUAUUACUGAUGAUUUCCGUUAUGAGGGCCAAUGUAAGAUCUUCGGAAAGGAGUUCCAGGAUAAACUUGGAGACCUCAAUUACUUCGUGGUUGGGGCAGGAGCUAUUGGUUGCGAGCAUCUGAAAAACUUUGCCAUGAUGGGUAUCUCCUGUCGUAAUGGCAAACUCUUUGUCACUGAUAUGGAUAUUAUCGAGAAAUCCAAUCUUAAUCGUCAAUUCCUUUUCCGUCCUUGGGAUAUCGGAAAGUGCAAAUCAAGUACUGCAGCCUCCGUUGUUAAGACCAUCAACCCCCAACUCAACAUUGUUUCGCACGAGAAUAAGGUUUGUCCUGAGACGGAGGAUGUUUAUGAUGACGCUUUCUUUGAAGCCUUGGACGGUGUUGCUAAUGCUUUAGACAAUGUUGAAGCCAGAACGUACAUCGAUCGUCGUUGUGUCUAUUACCACAAGCCCCUCUUGGAGUCUGGAACCCUAGGAACCAAGGGUAACGUCCAAGUGGUCAUACCACAUCUGACGGAGUCCUAUUCAUCUUCUCAGGAUCCUCCAGAGAAGUCAGUUCCAAUGUGCACUUUAAAGCAUUUUCCCUAUCAAAUUGAGCACACUAUUCAAUGGGCUAGAGAUAAGUUUGAAGGUCUCUUCGUUCAAGAAUCGAAUGCUCUCAGCGCAUACCUGAAAAAUCCUAGUGAUUACCUCACCAAGGUUACCACUAUGGGAAACCAGGCUGCUGAAGUUCUUGAGCCCCUCAAAAAGAACCUCACUUCCGAUUGUUCCAGAAGCUUCGAUGAGUGUAUCUCAUGGGCUCGCAAUCUCUGGCAAGUGCUGUACUCCAACUCUAUUCGUCAACUUCUUUUCAAUUUCCCUCCUGAUCACAAGACUACCACUGGUGCUCAAUUUUGGUCGGGCACGAAACGAUGUCCGAAACCCCUCGUUUUUGACGUCAAUGAUCCAACUCAUCUGGACUUUAUUGUUUCGGCUGCGAACUUGCGUGCUUUUAUGUUUGGUAUUCCAGAAUGUCGUGAUACGUCGUUGAUUGCAAAGAAGGCUGCUACGGUUAAUGUCCCAGAGUUCAUUCCCCGAAGCGGUGUCAAUAUUGAAGUUAAUGAUUCUGAGAUGAUUGCUAGACCACGCAAUGCUGGAAAGGAAUUUGAGGUCGAAGAGUUGAAGAAGUCUCUGCCGAAAUGUGGUAUGCGUUUUGACUGCGUUUCAUCUUGUGAAAUUUUAAUAUUUCUAUUACUCAAGAAUUCACAAGUGAUUGAAUUCGAAAAGGAUGAUGAUACCAACUUCCACAUGGACUUCAUUACUGCUGCAAGCAAUCUCCGUGCAGAAACUUAUUCCAUUCCUCCAGCUGAUCGCUUGAGAACUAAAUUAAUUGCUGGAAAGAUCAUACCCGCCAUUGCGACAACAACCAGCAUUGUUUCUGGUCUUGUCGCUCUUGAGCUCAUUAAGCUUGCACAGGGUCAUAAGAAUUUGGAGUUGUACAAGAACACCUUCUUUAAUCUCUCGCUACCUUUCUUCGGUUCCUCUGAACCAAUCCCUCCCAAGUCCUGGCAAUACUACGAGAAAACGUUCACAAUUUGGGAUCGCUUUGAAGUCUCUGGUGGCAAGACCCUUCAACAGUUCUUGGAUCAUUUCAAAGAUGAGCACAAACUGUUAAUCACUAUGCUCUCACAGGAUGUCUCAAUGCUCUACUCUUUCUUUAUGCCCGCUAACAAGCGCACUGAGCGUCUCUCUAUGAUGAUGCCGCGUUUAGUGGAGAACGUAAGUAAGAAGACUAUUCCACCUCAUGUCAAGUCUUUGGUAUUCGAGCUCUGUGCUACUGAUCUGGAUGGUGAAGACUUAGAGGUUCCCUAUGUGCGUUAUGUUCUAGACGGUACCAGAAACUAA